AGCGAGGUUUCGAUUACGCACGGUUAGCGGAACGACGACUUUUAGUGGCUCUGACGUCAUCACUUUUUGUGCGUGCAUGCGCAGUAUGACUUUUACACAAUCGGUACAGUCUGUAAAUCGUCGUCAACACGAAUAACAGCUCUGCUAAACAAUUGCAAUGAAGACUGCUCGAUUUUAUCCCGGCCUGGACAUUGUUCUCCUGAGGGAGGCGUUGGCACUUUCAAGUGAAGACGGCCAAGGACUUUCAAAGGAAGCAUGGGAAGUAAUCCACAAGAACAUCAAUGAUGCCAUCAAGGCCAAACAUAUUUAUGUUACACUAAGGGCGUGCAGAGACAGAUACCGACAUCUUCAGGAUUGUCAUAGAAGAGCAGAAAUGAGCUCUCUUAGGGCCUCUGGUACAGAUGAGGAAUACGAUGAAAGAAUACAACUCCUAACAGAACUUGCCGACUUUGAUGAGGAAAGGAAGUUGGCACAGAUAAAAAGAAAGUCUGAAGAAGCUGAAAAAGAGAGGCAGGGUGUAAUCAUACGAGAAGUAGCGAUGAAAUCCCUAUCUGCAACGAAGACCAGGAAUGAUGACAUAACAGACCCGGAGCUGACCCCACCACAAAGGAAACGCCGAACUACAGCGUCGGACUCAUAUGUCAAGUACCUUGAAGACAAACUGGAAUUUGAGCGAGAAAAGUUUGAGUUAGAAAAAAAGGAAAGAGAAGCCAGGCUGGAAAAAGACAACGAAAUGAUGAAACUGAUGAUGACUUUAAUAAAGAAGUAAGGUUCCACAGAUUUCAGGACACAACUGCUUUGAAAUCAGGUUCUUAAACUAGUGUGUCAGUGAUAGCAGCAUUCCAGAAUGUUAUGCCUACACCGGAUUGAAUAGGCUACUCUGUUUUAAUGUUCAAAUUUUGAGGUUUUAUCUUGCACGUUGCUGUUGUGUUGGAAGUCAGGUAUUCCAGCUUGUACAUUAAUGGUUUUGCCCCCCAAAAAUGCAUUUGAGCCAGAGAGUGCCAAAGAAGAUUCUGCCAUAAAUAUGAAGAAAAUAAUCGUUUUAUUAUCCCAUAAAAAGGACUCUGCACAUUUUUAAAAGACCUUCUACGAUAGCUGCAAACAAAACUUUGAAGAGAGGCUCUAAGGUCAAGUUCAGUUUUGUGAUGCACUCUUUUUCCAAUAGAUAAGAGUCCUUAUUAGUGAAAAAAUUACAAGUCUCCAACCUUACUUUUAAGUGGUGUAAAAUGUCAUUUAAUCCCAUACCCUUUCAGAGCAUAAUUUGAAACGUGACUGUAACAUUCCAUACAAGAUUUUUUCAUUCUUCAAAAAUUCAAUUUAAACACAGACUUGACUGAAUAUUAUGGGGAUUCAGGGAUGAAGUACAUAUUUCCCGAGCAAAAAUAUACAGACCUGUAUAUUUGAAAUGUGACGUCACUGUUGUCUUUGGAUGUUAAGCAUUUUGCACUGGAAGAGUAUAAAAUAAAAUGACAUUUUACACCACUUUAACGUGCCUGUGAUCUUUUUUACACUUUUUAAUAAGGACUCUAUUGGAAAAUGAGUGCAUC
This is a messenger RNA of Patiria miniata (bat star), 1547 nucleotides long. RefSeq lists its product as uncharacterized. Bases 158 to 769 code for a protein of 203 amino acids. The transcript is spliced from 4 exons. NCBI's taxonomy places the organism in Eukaryota, Metazoa, Echinodermata, Asteroidea, Valvatida, Asterinidae. The record is from RefSeq and is a predicted model, not a curated record.